AUGUCUUCAUCCUCUCUCUCUCUCUCUCUCUCUCUCUCUCUCUCUCUCUCUCUCUCUCUUCCACUUUCUAUUUUCACUGAAACAAUUGUUAAACACUUCUGUCUUCUUUGCUUUCUUUCAUUUUCUUUCUUUCUUCUCUGCUUUCUUUCUUUAUUUCAUUUUCUUUCUUUCUGUCAUUUUGUUUAUUUAAUAUUCUUCUUUCAUUUUCUUUUUUCUUUCUUUCUUCACUUUCUUUUACUUUCUUUCUUUUUUCUUUCUUUCUUCACUUUCUUUCAUUUUCUUUCUUUCUUCACAUUCUUUCAUUUUCUUUCUUUUUCUUUCUCUUUUUCUUUCGUUUUCUUUCUUUCAUUUUCUUUCUUUCUUCUCUGCUUUCUUUCUUUAUUUCAUUUUCUUUCUUUCAGUCAUUUUCUUUAUUUAAUAUUUUUUCUUUCAUUUUCUUUCUUUCUUUCUUUCAUUUUCUUUCUUUCUUUCUUCGCAUUUUUUCAUUUUCUUUCUUUCUUUCUUCACUUUCUUUCAUUUUCUUUCUUUCUUUCUUCACUUUCUUUCAUUUUCUUUCUUUCUUUCUUCACUUUCUUUCAUUUUCUUUCUGUCUUUCUUCACAUUCUUUCAUUUUCUUUCUUUCUUUUUCUUUCUCUUUUUCUUUCGUUUUCUUUCUUUCAUUUUCUUUUUUCUUUCUUUCUUCGCAUUUUUUCAUUUUCUUUCUUUCUUUCUUCACUUUCUUUCAUUUUCUUUCUUUCUUUCUUCACUUUCUUUCAUUUUCUUUCUGUCUUUCUUCACAUUCUUUCAUUUUCUUUCUUUUUCUUUCUCUUUUUCUUUCGUUUUCUUUCUUUCAUUUUCUUUCUUUCUUCUCUGCUUUCUUUCUUUAUUUCAUUUUCUUUCUUUCUGUCAUUUUCUUUAUUUAAUAUUUUUUCUUUCAUUUUCUUUCUUUCUUUCUUUCAUUUUCUUUCUUUUUUUCUUUCUUUCUUCGCAUUUUUUCAUUUUCUUUCUUUCUUUCUUCACUUUCUUUCAUUUUCUUUCUUUCUUUCUUCACUUUCUUUCAUUUUCUUUCUUUCUUUCUUCAUUCUUUCAUUUUUUCUUUUCUUUUUCUUUCUUUUUUUUUUUUUUCUUUUUUCAUUUUCUUUUCUUUCUUCUCUGCUUUCUUUCUUUAUUUCAUUUUUCUUUCUUUCUGUCAUUUUUCUUUAUUUAAUAUUUUUCUUUCAUUUUCUUUCUUUCUUUCUUUCAUUUUCUUUCUUUUUUUCUUUCUUUCUUCGCAUUUUUUCAUUUUCUUUCUUUCUUUCUUCACUUUCUUUCAUUUUCUUUCUUUCUUUCUUCACAUUCUUUCAUUUUCUUUCUUUUUCUUUCUCUUUUUCUUUCGUUUUCUUUCUUUUUUUUUCUUUCUUUUUCUUUCUUUCUUUUCUUUUCUUUCUUUAUUUCAUUUUUUUCUUUCUUUUUCUUUCAUUUUUUUCUUUAUUUCUUUAUUUUUCUUUUCUUUUUUUUUUUCUUUCUUUUCUUUUUUUCAUUUUCUUUUUUUUCUUUCUUUAUUUUCAGGAGUUUUCUUCGCAUUUUUUCAUUUUCUUUCAUUUUCUUUCUUUCAUUUUUCUUUUUUUUUCUUUUUCUUUCUUUGUUUUCUUUUUUUUCAUUUUCUUUCUCUUCUUUCUUUCUUUCUUUCUUUCUUUCAUUUUCUUUCUUUCUUUUUUUCUUUCUUUUUUUCGUUUUCUUUCUUUCAUUUUCUUUCUUUCUUUCUUUCUUUCUUUCUUUUUUUCAUUUUUUUCUUUCUGUCAUUUUUUUUAUUUAAUAUUUUUCUUUCAUUUUCUUUCUUUCUUUCUUUCUUUUUUUCAUUUUCUUUUUUUUUCAUUCUUUCUUAAUAUUUUUCAUUUUUUCAUUUUUUUCUUUCUUUCAUUUCUUUUUUCUUUCAUUUUCAUUUUCUUUCUUUCUUUCUUUCUUUCUUUUAUUUUUCUUUCUGUCUUUCUUUCACAUUCUCAUUUUUUUUUUUUUUCUUUUUUCUUUUCUUUUUCUUUCGUUUUUUUUCUUUCAUUUUCUUUCUUUUUUCUUUCUUUCUUUCUUUUCAUUUUCUUUCUUUCUGUCAUUUUUUCUUUAUUUAAUAUUUUUCUUUCAUUUUCUUUCUUUCUUUCUUUUCAUUUUCUUUCUUUUUUCUUUUCUUUCUUCGCAUUUUUUUUUCAUUUUUUUCUUUCAUUUCUUCUUACUUUCUUUCAUUUUCUUUCUUUCUUUCUUCACAUUCUUUUCAUUUUUUCUUUUUUUCUUUCUCUUUUUUCUUUUGUUUUCUUUCUUUUUCUUUCUUUCUUUCUUCUCUGCUUUUCUUUCUUUAUUUCAUUUCUUUCUUUCUGUCAUUUUCUUUAUUUAAUAUUUUUUCUUUCAUUUUCUUUCUUUCUUUCUUUCAUUUUCUUUCUUUCUUUCUUUCUUCGCAUUUUUUCAUUUUCUUUCUUUCUUUCUUCACUUUCUUUCAUUUUCUUUCUUUCUUUCUUCACUUUCUUUCAUUUUCUUUCUGUCUUUCUUCACAUUCUUUCAUUUUCUUUCUUUCUUUUUCUUUCUCUCUUUCUUUCAUUUUAUUUCUUUCGUUUUCUUUCUUUCUUUAUUCAUUUAUUUCAUUUUCUUUCUUUCAUUUUCUUUCACCCUUUCUUUCAUUUUCUUUUCUUUCAUUUUCUUUCUGUCUUUCUUUCUGUCUCUUUCUUUCAUUUUCUUUCUUUCUUUCAUUAUCUUUCUUGCUUCACUUUCUCUCAUUUUCUUUCUUUCUUUUUCUUUCUCUCUUUCUAUCAUUUUAUUUAUUUCAUUUUCUUUCUUUCUUUAUUUAUUUAUUUCAUUUUAUUUCUUUCUUUCAUUUUCUUUCACCCUUUCUUUCUUUCUUUCAUUUUCUUUCAUUUUCUCACUGAAACCAAAUAG
Messenger RNA from Acanthosepion pharaonis, 2877 nucleotides. The record is from the annotation of a GenBank genome assembly. NCBI's taxonomy places the organism in Eukaryota, Metazoa, Mollusca, Cephalopoda, Sepiida, Sepiidae.